Phycomyces blakesleeanus NRRL 1555(-) is the source of this 731-nucleotide messenger RNA. RefSeq lists its product as hypothetical. Lineage: Eukaryota; Fungi; Mucoromycota; Mucoromycetes; Mucorales; Phycomycetaceae. Bases 1 to 474 code for a protein of 157 amino acids. The record is from RefSeq and is a predicted model, not a curated record. Gene Ontology annotation, molecular function: fatty acyl-CoA hydrolase activity. The transcript has 3 exons.
AUGCAUAUCUUACCUGAAAUCGCUGAAAAGUAUAAAGCCUUGGCCGAAAUUGCCAACGCCGUUAUCCAGAGCAAAGGCGAGGACAUCUGCUGGGACAAUACAAUCAACGAAAACUUAACAGUCAUUGGAGUGGAUACAAACAGAGUUGUCUGGGAAUUCAAAGUCCAAAGAUCCCACUGCAACUUGCUGGGUAGUUUGCACGGUGGUUGUGUGGCAACCAUCAUUGAUGUCUGCAGUUCUUUCUCUCUUCUGACAUUUGAUGGCAAGGAAAAAUGGAAGUAUGUCGGGGUCUCAACCGAUCUUGCGAUCAGUUACAUGCGUGGGAUUUCAGCAGGUGGUCUGGCCCGUAUAGAAUGCAACAUACAAAGAGUGGGCAAGAACAUGGCUAAUAUCCAUACAUCAAUAUACGACGAGAAAAACAACCUGUGCUACACUGGAUCCCACACAAAGUUCUGCAUCGAUUCUAAGAUGUAAAGCCACUGAGCUUGAGCUACAAUUGUGUGCAGGACACAUACAAGUUUAGCUGUAACUUGUAUACAUAUUAUAAGAAGCGACCUUAACAGCUAUAUCUUAUUUAAUUUAUAAGAAAAAUAUUUUAUAAAACAAUAGAAUAAAUACGACACGCUAUACAGAAGCAGGACUACUGUUAUUAAUACAAUAUCACAAGCUUCAAAACAUCAAAUUAUAUCGGAUUAUACAAUAAAAGCUUUAAUUAUAAUUAUCCGUAACAU